CAAAAAGUUGUUUUCUCAAUUCAAAUAAACAUCUAUCCACUCUCUUCCACCAUUAAUGGCUUCUUCUCUUUCAUCCCCUCUCCUCAUUUCCCUCCUCUUCAUCCUCCUCCCCUUCCACUCCAAUGCCGAUCUUCACAGAACGAGCCUACGCCGGCCAGAUCUCUUCUCUGAGUCCGAGCUUGCAGCAACCGGCAACCACACUACUCCACCGACACUCUUCUUCGAAGUGACCAAACCCAUUGAAACUCCCGAGGCCCAACCAUGCUCACUCCUCCUCCUCCAACACGAUUUCGGAUACACUUAUGGAAAAUCGCCCGUUCUGGCGGAUUACAGUCCUCCUUCUCAUUGCUCGUUCAGUAAAUUUUCGAAGAUUGUUCUCGAAUGGAAAGCGACUUGUAGAGGAAGGCAAUUUGAUCGCAUCUUCGGCGUUUGGCUCGGCGGCGUUGAGAUUCUUCGGAGCUGUACGGCGGAGCCGAAGGCUACAGGAAUUGUUUGGACGGUGAAGAAGGACAUUACGAGGUAUUAUUCGUUACUUUCGAAGAAUCAAACUCUGGCUGUUUAUUUGGGUAAUCUUAUCGAUAAGACGUAUACAGGAAUAUACCAUGUGAAAAUUCAUAUCCACUUUUAUCCUGAAGAGAAACGAUUCCAAUAUUCUGAAAAAUUAGCAGCUGGCUAUGAUUCUAGAGCCGAUUUAAUCUUACCAAUUUCCCGGAGUUUGCCAUUGAAUGAUGGUCUGUGGUUUGAAGUACAGAAUUCAACUGAUAUUCAGGUGAAGGAAUUUGAAAUUCCCCAAAAUUCUUACAGGGCUGUGUUGGAAGUUUAUUUAUCUUUCCAUGAGAAUGAUGAAUUCUGGUAUUCAAAUCUUCCAAAUGAUUAUAUUCUUGCAAACAAUCUUUCUCAAACACCUGGAAAUGGUCCUUUUAGGGAGGUUUUAGUCAAUCUUGAUGAUGAAAUUGUUGGAGCAAUUUGGCCUUUCACUGUGAUCUAUACUGGAGGUGUGAAUCCCCUUCUUUGGAGGCCAAUUACUGGAAUUGGAUCCUUCAACCUACCCUCUUAUGACAUAGAACUGACCCCAUUUCUAGGGCAUUUGUUAGAUGGAAAGUCUCACCACUUUGGAUUUAGUGUCACUCAUGCCUUGAAUGUGUGGUACAUCAAUGCAAACCUGCAUCUCUGGCUGGAUGAUAAAUCCACAAAAACUGAAGGAAAGCUCUUGAAUCACAUCAUCUCGCCGCUAUCGAAUUCCGAGGAUUUGAACUUCACAGGUCCUGAUGGAACAUUCUUGACAAAGGCAAGCAGAUCAGUAUCAUCAAGUGGAUGGGUGAAAUCCUCUCAUGGGAUCAUCACAACUCAAUCAAACCAAGAUUUUAGUUAUAGUAAUUCAAUGGUGAUGGGAAAUGAUGGGAAUAGCCAGAUUGUGAACCAGGAGAUUCAAUUCAACAGUAGUGUAUAUGCCAAGGAGGAAUCUGGUCAUGUUUAUUCAUUCAAAUCUCUCAAAACUUUUCCUCUUUACAUGUACUCAAACACCAUUGAUGAAGGAAAUGGGUCUUUCCAAUCCAUAGCCAACUUGACAUUGGGAUUCAAUGAGAAGAAGGCUGAUGGACUUGGAUCGUUCAUCAGCUCUCUGAAGAAUGUUCAAAAUGGGCAGGGGAUGAUGACUGUGAAGGGCCACUUGGUGACGAGAGGGUUAGGGAGUACACAGCAAGAUUACAGAUAUCAUGAUGAUAAACUGUGUUAUUCCAGGAACAUUAGCAGCUCCAACUACACCAUUCUUUAUGAUGAUGUAAACAGUUUGUGUGACAAAAAGCCAGAAUCCCCUGAAAGCUUAAGGUUUAGGAAAUGGCCAUUUCUUUCCAGAAGGGUUUUUCUUGCUUGUCAAUAGUGGACGAGUUUAGAAUGAUCUACCUGUGUUUUAACCUCUCAGUUCUUCAGAGGUUCCUGCAUGCAAAUCAUCCAAAUAAAAGUUCUUUCCCUCUCUCUCUCUCACUCUCUCUUUGAAUUCUCCAACUCCGUCAAGAUUCAAAGAUUUCAAUUUU
Messenger RNA from Cucurbita moschata (crookneck pumpkin), 2033 nucleotides. RefSeq names its product peptide-N4-(N-acetyl-beta-glucosaminyl)asparagine amidase A-like. Bases 56 to 1879 code for a protein of 607 amino acids. The transcript has a single exon. The record is from RefSeq and is a predicted model, not a curated record. Gene Ontology annotation, cellular component: vacuole. Lineage: Eukaryota; Viridiplantae; Streptophyta; Magnoliopsida; Cucurbitales; Cucurbitaceae.